AUGAAUAUGUUGGAUGAUGAAGAUGACCAAAGCUUUCACGCUACGCGUGACGGCUACUCCCAUUUGAGCGAUGUCGAAUGGGAUGCGGUUGAACGAAUGGGUUCAACCAUGGGCAUCCAUGCUGUUAGCGUCAUGCUAGAGGCUCUCAAUAGAGAUGCCCAGCAUGGUACUAUCGCCAAGUUCAUUCAAAAUGAACUUGACGCAGAACGCGAGAAAGUAGCCUUGCUUCACCAACAAGGUUCUCAACAAGCAGAGUUGUUGAGAGAACAGGGUGCUCAACAGUUUGAACUGUUGAGACAGCAGCAGGCUGCUGCUGGCGGGUCGAUGCACUCGCGUCGACCCGAGACCUUGAAGAUUGACAUCUCCAAGUAUAGGGGAGUCGAAGAGGACUCCCUCUUGAGAUGGUUCGUCGAAUUGGAUGACGCCAUAAGGGCGCGUCGCAUCGACGACGGAGAUAUGCAAGUUGCAUUUGCCCAGUCAAAUCUGGCAGGACGUGCCAAGACUUGGGCACUGGGGCUCAAGUUGCACGACCCAUAUGCGUUUGGGUCGUUGGAAGUCUUCAAGUCGCGGCUCAGACAAACGUUUGAACCGCCUAGAGCUGAGUUCAGAGCUCGAACCGAACUCUUGAAGCUCAAACAAGGUAAGCGUGAUGUGCACGCUUACGCGCAACAUAUACGAUAUCUCACGAGUUGCAUAAGUUCCAACCCGGUUGAUGAACACACGUUGGUUUCGGUGUUCAUGCAGGGUCUUGCGGAUGGUCCCGUCAAGACUCACCUGUUCCGACUUGAACUAGAUUCACUAGAACAAGCCAUUUCCAUUGCGGAAACAGGAAGACUUCAGGCUGAGACAGGCCCGCGCCAGAUCGACAUCAUAUUGUCAACCGAGACGAUAUGA
Messenger RNA from Peronospora matthiolae, 894 nucleotides. The record is from the annotation of a GenBank genome assembly. NCBI's taxonomy places the organism in Eukaryota, Oomycota, Peronosporomycetes, Peronosporales, Peronosporaceae.